AGUGAUCACAGUACAUGUUCUAAGGAUAAUUUAUACUUAAUAGUGUAGAGCAUUUCUUUAUUAUGAACAAAGAAAAAGAAAGGUAUCAUGGGAACAGAUUUAACAAAUAUGAUCAUUUGAAGGAUUAAAAUUGAAAAAGUCCAGAUUGGUCCCUGCGCCCCACCAAACCAACUCUAUGUGUUUGCAUUCAACAACUCCUCCAUCUGGCAAGCACGAACAUCCGAGCCUCAGACAGACAGAGUCAUCUCCUGUACAUUCUAUGUCUUGCACUUGUUAAUUUCCUUUAUUACAUUAUCAAGAAACACUCUGGAUCUCCUAUCCCUCCCUAGAAAUAAUCUGAACUCAAAAUUUUUAUUGAUAAGCUUGCACUACCACAAACAUUCAACACCCAUGUCAAACGGCAGCUCACAGAUCAUAACAUGUAAAGCUGCAGUAAUAUGGGGAGUUGGGGAGCCGUUGAAGGUGGAAGAGAUACAAGUAGAGCCACCAAAAUCUUCUGAAGUUAGAGUUAAGAUGCUAUAUGCUAGCAUUUGUCAUACUGACAUAGCAAGGGCAAAUGGAUUUCCAUUUCCACUUUUCCCAAGAGUUCUAGGGCAUGAAGGUGUUGGGGUGGUAGAAAGCAUUGGAGACAAAGUAAAUGGUUUCAAAGACGGAGAUGUUGUGAUUCCUACCUUUAUAGGAGAAUGUCAAGAAUGUGAAAAUUGCACAUCGGCCGAGACAAAUUUAUGCCUAAAAUACCCUACAAACCGCAAUGGUUUAAUGGCAGAUGACACUUCAAGAAUGUCAAUUAGAGGCCAGAAAUUGUAUCAUUUGUUUACCUGCUCUACAUGGUCCGAAUAUAUGGUCAUUGAUUCCAAUUAUCUCGUGAAGAUUGCUCCAGGUAUAUAUCUCCCAUAUGCAAGUAUAAUGUCAUGUGGGUUUUCAACUGGUUUUGGAGCAGCUUGGAAAGAAGCCAAGGUUAAGGAAGGAUCAAGUGUGGCUGUUUUAGGCCUUGGUGCUGUUGGGUUGGGGGUUGUAGAAGGAGCUCGAAUGCAAGGAGCAAGUAAGAUUAUAGGUGUAGAUAAGAACGACAAGAAAAGAGAGAAAGGGAAAGUUCUUGGAAUGACCCAUUUCAUAAACCCAGAUGAAUUUAAUAAGCCUAUUUCAGAAUUAGUGAAAGAAUUGACCGGUGGAAUAGGAGUUGAUUAUUGCUUUGAGUGCAUUGGUUCUGCACCAUUAGUAAAUGAAGCCUUAAAGCCACAAAAAUGGUAUGGAAAAGGAAAAGCAAUAGCAAUAGGCGCAGGAUUCGAAAGCGUGAACAUAGACUUCUUCCCCUUACUGGCGGGUAGAACUCUCAGAGGAUCUACUUUCGGAGGGCUCAAAAUAAACUCAGACCUGCCUCUUAUACUCGAAAAAUGCAAAAACAAGGAAUUCCAUCUGGAUGAAGUUUUGACUCGUGAAGUUGCUUUGCAAGAUAUUGACAAAGCUUUUGAGCUACUGCAGCAACCAGAUUGUGUCAAGGUUCUUAUCAAGAUCGUGUGAAGGCAUUGCUACCUUCCUAGUCCUAUGAGUUCACCAACAACAAUAACCAGUUUGUCAGGGGGUUUAAAGCGCCAUGUGUAUAUGUUUGUGGUACCUAAUAAAACUUGAUUGAAUAAAGAACUAAAUAAUCAAUCAGCCAAAAUAAUUUUGCAGUAUGUUAAACAUGCUCUUAAGGAAAAUUAUGUAAUUUCCCAUAUGGUGUCAAGUCAGCAAGCCAUUUGCAGUUGGACUAAAAUAUAUGUUCCAAAAAUUAACUGAAAAUCAUGCCUCUUCUUAAUGUAAACAGCAGCAUGAGAUGAAAAGAAAAGAAGGUUGUCAAUAAUCACCAACCCCUGUGUUUAUGGAUGACAAUUGACAAGUAACAUGAUAAAAGAAGGAAAUGAUCAGAGGCUACUAUUUCCAUUAUAAGUCCUCAAUAAGGCCAGUGUUGGAGGCUGCAAUAAUGCUAACUAUAACACUUGCAAUCUGAUUUAAACAU
This is a messenger RNA of Ricinus communis (castor bean), 1999 nucleotides long. Its product is annotated as 8-hydroxygeraniol oxidoreductase-like. Gene Ontology annotation, biological process: formaldehyde catabolic process. The coding region runs from base 391 to 1521 and encodes 376 amino acids. The transcript is spliced from 7 exons. Gene Ontology annotation, cellular component: cytosol. Lineage: Eukaryota; Viridiplantae; Streptophyta; Magnoliopsida; Malpighiales; Euphorbiaceae. The record is from RefSeq and is a predicted model, not a curated record. Gene Ontology annotation, molecular function: S-(hydroxymethyl)glutathione dehydrogenase [NAD(P)+] activity; zinc ion binding.